AUGUCCUCGCAGUCAUCGCCAGAGAUCCCUUCACUUGGGGACACUUUCGGAGCGCUCUUUGUUGGUGCUACGAUAGCCGCCAUUCUAUUCGGUAUAAUGAAUCUACAAGUGCUCAUCUACUACAAGAGAUACCCCAACGACUGGUCCCUCUACCGCCAUUCUGUAGCGCUAUUUUGGUUCCUGGACACUGUUCAUGUCGCUUUAGGGACCCAUGCCCUAUAUUACUAUCUGAUUGAUAUGUCUGGGAACUUGCGGGGUGCCCUAGAAGCAAAUAUCAUUUGGAGCAUGAGGGUGCAAUUAGUCGUAAAGGUGUGGACCAUCGUGUUCGUCCAAGGGGUGUAUGCCAUCAGACUCUGGAAACUUGGAAGGCAUUUUCACAAAAUCAUCCCGUGGUUCGUGUUUCUCGCUGUGGCAGCAUCGCUCGGCGCAGGAAUAUUUCUCUCCAAUGACAUUUAUGUUACGCCGAAUUUGGCAUCUGUCUCCAUCAUCACCGCAUCUAUUUACACCUUCUAUUCCAUGAUCAUCACCGCGGAUGUCAUCAUAGCCCUCAUGAUGACCUAUUACCUUCACAAGAGCAGGGCCGCCAUGCACUUCGCUUCUACCGCUGACCUACUUCUAGGUCUAAUGCGAAUGGUUCUCGCAACAGGUAUAGCUACAAGUGCUUGCUCGUUAUUCUCUCUCUUCACAUACAUCAUGUGGCCCAAAACUCUCAUUUUCGUCGCAAUCGAUUUCAUACUUCCCCGACUCUAUAUAAACUCCCUGCUUGCAAUGUUUAAUUACCGACAUCAACGUUCAUCGAAUACGUCAACCUCAGAGGAUAGAAGACAUUCGAUUCCCAAUGUCCUCCAGUUUGCACCCAACCCCUCCGAGAGCCAUUCCAAAGAAACGAAUAUUAGCAUACCGCUGUCUGAGAUCCAGCGCACCCGUUCUUCGGCAGAGUCAGGAAUUUCCAAAGGAACUGUCGAUUCUCCGGUCUGA
Desarmillaria tabescens is the source of this 978-nucleotide messenger RNA. RefSeq lists its product as uncharacterized. The coding region runs from base 1 to 978 and encodes 325 amino acids. The record is from RefSeq and is a predicted model, not a curated record. The transcript has 20 exons. NCBI's taxonomy places the organism in Eukaryota, Fungi, Basidiomycota, Agaricomycetes, Agaricales, Physalacriaceae.